This is a messenger RNA of Oryza sativa Japonica Group (Japanese rice), 3777 nucleotides long. Its product is annotated as disease resistance protein RPM1. Lineage: Eukaryota; Viridiplantae; Streptophyta; Magnoliopsida; Poales; Poaceae. Gene Ontology annotation, biological process: defense response to other organism. The record is from RefSeq and is a predicted model, not a curated record. Gene Ontology annotation, molecular function: ADP binding.
AAAUCAAAGGUUUCUUGCUCCAUGAAGCGAGAUGUUGCAAGUUGCAACAGUUGGUUUCAGACUGAGCAGCACAGCGAAGCUCACACGCCGCGGACACCACACACCCCACCGGCCAUGGUUUUCUCGUCUUCUUCUGCAGCGAUGUGGAUUCCGCGUCAAUGGCCAAGCCAACCUCGCGCGCUCCUGCUCCGAGGUAGCCGUAGUAAUCAGUUCACAAGGGAAGUCAACCGAGUCAUCGAGGCGACGAGGUCGGAUUAAUUUGUUUAUGGCGCGCGGCAAGGAAACAAACGGCGCGAACGCGUGAGAAUCUUGUGCUCCGAUCUAGUAGUAGUAGUAUCAGCUUGUUUGCGAGGACCCAAGCGAGGUCAAACGGAGGGGGGAGGCCGCCAUUGGAGAGGCUCGCUCUGCAUCGUUGCCAGCAUAGAUGGCGGAAGCUGCACUACUUGCUCUUUCAAAGAUUGGUUCCUAUGCAGCAAUUGAAGCGGCCAUGGUUGCUAAAUCCAAAAUUUCUAAUCUAAUGGAGCUCUCAGCUACUGUGCAACGGAUACGGAGGCAAUUUUUGAUGAUGAACUUCUUUAUACGGAAAAUGGGUGCCUCUUACCUCAGCGAUGAGCUCCUGAAGGGAUGGAUCGCAGAGGUGCGAAUGCUGGCGUACCGUGUUGAGGAUGUAUUGGACAGCUUUUUCUACCAUUCUAUUCAAUUCAAGAAAGAUAAGUUCCUGAAUAAGAUUGUUAAGGGAUCACACUAUGCUGUUGUUUUUAAUGCAAUUGCUGAUGAGUUGGUUCAGAUAGAGAAGGAUAUUGAGCAUGUUUCAAAGUUGAAGGACAUGUGGGUUUACCCUGUCAGUCAGCUUAUUCCUACUCAAGUCACCAUCUCUGAACACCGAUUUCCUCAGUACAGUUUUCCCCGACUAAUGAAAGAUGAGGAUCUUGUGGGGAUGGAGAAUAACAGACAACACUUAAAGCAAUUAUUCAGUCAUGGAAUUUCAGCUCUCAGGGUGAUAUCUGUGUGGGGUAUGGGUGGCAUGGGGAAGACCACAUUGGUCCUUAAUGUAUAUGAGCAACAUAAGGAGAAAUUUGACAUUAAUGUGUGGCUUACUGUGUCUCAAGCAUUUUCUGUGGAGGCUUUGCUGAGGAAGCUAUUAUGGGAGAUAAGGCGUAGAUGUGAGCUCACAACACCAGGUGAUGGUGAUAGUGUCAACAAGGAGCAGCAGGCUUCAGAUGAGACUGACAAACUGGAGGUUUCACAAUUGAAAGAACUGAAGGAUGAGUUAAAGAAAGCAUUAAUGCGAAAGAGAUUUAUGGUUGUACUUGAUGAUGUAUGGGACCGUCAAGUAUUUGACAUGAUGCAUGAUGUGUUUGAGGAUUUUAGGAAUGGAAGUCGCGUUGUGAUCACGACAAGGAGAGGGGAUGUGGCUGCUCUUGCUCACGAGGGUUGCCAGCUCAAACUUAAUCCGUUAGAAUUGAACGAUGCCCUCCUCCUGUUCAGUAAAAAGGCAUUUCCUAAUAGCAAUGACCUUGAGUGCCCCUUAAAGCUCAAGGACCUAGCCACAGACAUUGCUAAGAAAAGCAAUGACUCAUCACUGACAGAGUGCCGAUUGGAGCUAAAUGGGCUAGCUACUGAUAUUGCAGAGAAAUGCAACUGUUUGCCUUUGGCAAAUAGCCCAGCACAGGUUCAAGAGCUAGUUGCUUAUAUUGUAAAGAACUGCCAGGACUUAUUACAGAUGGAAAAUAAUCCAUCUGGGCUUCAGAAGCUUGCUACUGAUAUUUUAAAGAAAUGUGAGCUCUUGCCUUUGGUGAAAUGCUCAGCAGAGUUGCAGAAGCUCGCCAUUGAGAUUGUAAAGAAAUGUGGGGGCUUGCCGCUUGCAAUUGCUUCAGUAGGCAGCUUGCUGUCUGCAAGGAUGCAAAUAGAGUGUGUGUGGAAGCAGAUUCAUGAUCAGCUUCCAUGUGAGCUGGAGAAGGAUGAUCAGGUCCGAGGAGUUCUAACUCUGAGCUACUAUGACUUGCCUGGAGAGCUCAGAAAUUGCUUUCUGUACUGCAGCAUGUUCCCAGAAGAUUACCUCUUGUCAAGGGAGGUUCUUGUGAGACAGUGGAUUGCGGAAGGUUUUGUGGAAAAGAAAGGGGACAGCACUCUGGAGGAGGUGGCAGAGGGAUAUCUCAUGGAGCUGGUUCAUCGAAACAUGCUUCAACUCGUGUAUAAUGAUGAGCUUGGCAGGGUUAGUACAUGCAGCAUGCAUGACAUUCUGAGAGAGCUGGCUCUUUCUAUCUCCAAAGCAGAGUUGUUUGGCACCGCAAACAAUUUUAGUGAGAUGGCACAGAUGAACACAAAUGUGCGUCGCCUGUCAGCAUGUCGAUGGACACACACAGAACAUGAUUUAUCAAAGAUAAAAUUCCCACAUCUUCGAACCGUAAUUGCACUCCAGUCAAGUAUGGAUUUUGUACCAUCAAUAUUAUCUGAAUCUAAGCACCUUACUGUCCUUGAGCUGCAAGACUCAGGAAUCAACCAAGUCCCAGCAUCGAUAGGGGAUCUUUUUAACUUACGGUACAUUGGCCUAAGGAACACAGCAGUAAAAUCUCUACCGGACUCUAUAGAGAAGCUCGUGAAUCUUCAAACUCUUGAUGCUAAGUCAACCAAGAUAGAAAAAUUACCUAGUGGGAUAGUGAAGCUCUAUAAGUUAAGACACUUGCUGAUUGACAGAUUAAGUGAUGGUACAAGAACGGAAUUCCGGUAUUUCGAAGGAGUGGUAGCACCAAAAGGGUUAUCGAGGUUGGAAGAACUGCAGACACUUGAGACUGUAGAAGCUAGCAAGGACUUGGGGGAACAUCUUGAAAAAAUGAUCCAAUUAAGAAAUCUCUGGAUCGGCAAUAUAAAAGCUGGGCACUGUGCACAGCUGCUUGCUUCAUUGUCUAAGAUGCCGCUUCUUUAUAGCUUGCUUCUGUGUGCAAGUGAUGAGGAGGAGAAACUUAACAUCGAAAAACUCGUACCGACAUCCACAAUGCUCCAAAAGCUAAUUAUCAGAGGAUGCACCAGUGAGAGCACACUUGAGUGCCCGGUGUUUCAGGACCAUGGACGACGCCUGAAGUAUCUAGCUCUAAGCCGGUGUCACCUUGGGCAUGAUGCAUUUGAGAGGCUCGAAAAGUGUGUGCCGAACCUGACAUAUUUGAGUCUUAACAAGGUGCAUACCAAUGGUGCACACACUUUGGUUCUUCCUGCAAAGUCGUUUCCGCUGCUGAAGACACUCGUCUUGAGGAACAUGUCCAAUGUCAAUCUUCUGAAAAUUGGAGCUGACGCCCUUAAAUGUAUCGAAGGUUUAUACAUUGUGUCAUUGUCAAAUCUAAAGAGCGUCCCUGAAGGCAUUGAAUCCCUUAGCUCCCUUAAGAAACUCACCCUUCUAGGCUUGCACAAUGACUUCAAAGCUGAGUGGAACAAGAAACGAAUGCACGAGAAGAUGAAACAUGUCACUAAGCUUCGUGUGUACGAGUGGUCCUAAUUCAGUAUAGUCCUGCAUGGAUCUGAAGAACAUGAAGCUGCAUGCUGCACAACUGGUGAAUCCGUGAUUGCAGGUUUUCUCAGAUAUCUAUAUUUUUUUGGAUACUGUAGUUCUGUAAUUGCAUAAUGCUUUAAAUCCUGUUAAUAAGUCCUGGAACAAUGGUAUUUUGCCAUCCGGAAGAUUAUUCAAGUUCUGUAUUUUUCUGUUUUCUUGGAAGCUGGUUUUCUUGUAAGAAAUGGCACAUAUCAGCCCAGCUUUAUUUGCAAGUAGUGUAAGGAUUCUCUCCA